This is a messenger RNA of Rodentolepis nana, 1419 nucleotides long. Lineage: Eukaryota; Metazoa; Platyhelminthes; Cestoda; Cyclophyllidea; Hymenolepididae. The record is from the annotation of a GenBank genome assembly.
AUGAAUUUGACCAUACUGAAACGCUUAAACACCUUAAAAAUUAUUCAAGGUCGUCAAACUUCAAUGACUACCUCAAGGCUGUACUCAGUUCUUUCAAUUAUUUUAUAUAUUCUACUAUUUUAUUCCAUUUUUGAUGUCUAUUAUACAUCACCAUUAGUUCAUCGUGGAACUUAUGACCGUCCAUCAGUCCCAGGCCUAGUAAAAACUGUUGUCUUUAUCGUCGCAGAUGGUCUUCGAUAUGACAAGUUGUUUACUGAAGAAAUGGAAGACACGCCCACAUUGAGAAAACUUAUGAGAACUGAAGGUUUAUGGGGAUUUUCGCACACACGAGUGCCCACCGAAUCUCGUCCUGGUCAUGUCGCAAUGUUUGCUGGAUUUUAUGAAGAUGUUGCAUCGAUUACUAAAGGUUGGCAAGCUAAUGCUGUAGAGUUUGACUCCAUAUUCAAUCGUUCCUACCGAGCUUUUGCUUGGGGCGGUCCCGAUGUUGUUCCAAUGCUUCAGCCAAUUAAUCGGGCGGGUGAUGAGCGUGUGAAAAUUGAGAACUAUCCACACGAAAUGCUCGAUUUCACUGCUGAAAACAUUACUCAAGUGGACGAUUGGGUUGUGGAUAAAUUUGCUGAAUUCAUGAUGACCAGUUCCCACCUCCUUCUCAGAACAGGCGCAGAAUCAGAGGAUGCGAAUGACGAUUUUCGAAAAGGUAAUUUUCUCUUCCUUCACUUGAGCGCCGCCGACCAGAUGGGUCACACAAAAAAGCCCGGAUCGAAGGAGUACCUCAGUAUGGUUCGUCAUCUUGACCAAAAUAUUGCCCGAAUUCUCGACAUCUUUGCAAAACAUCCCGAAAUAAGUCAAGAUGCUGCGUUUAUUUUUACUGCGGAUCAUGGAAUGACAGAUUGGGGUAGUCAUGGUGCCGGCUCUGCACACGAAACUAUCACGCCCCUAAUAGCUUGGGGAAAGCACAUUCCUCGUCCUGCUCCACUAUUUAAACUCUCCGAUCUAUCUCCAACUACAAAAAGCUCUUCUCGAAUUGAUAUUCGGCAGGCUGAUCUCUGUCCCCUGAUAGCAUGUCUUCUCGGUAUUCCAAUUCCCGCUCAUUCGAUUGGCGAGCUACCGCUCGAAUUUCUCGACCUUGAUCCCUCUCUCAAGGUCGGACUAAUUCGGGAAAAUGCCCUACAUGCACUCAAACAACUGCAUAUCAAAUAUGAGGAACGAAAGGCUAGUCAUUAUCACUUGUUCUUCCGUGAAUUUAGUAAAUUCUCAAAAAACACCAUUCAAAGCAUGUUAGAGAAGGCCGCGUUGCAGACAUCAAACCAAAACUACAAUUCAGCCAUUCAAACAUAUCGGCGAAUAAUUGAACUCGGUUUAGAAGGACUUACGUACUACCAUAAAUACGAUCGAUUCUUCAUGGGGUUAGUUGAUUGA